AUGGAAUUGAGCCUCUAUCAUGAAUAUCUGCUUUACUUCUAAAUGUUCCUGAAUCUUAGACUGAAUCAUUAUUAAUUCUAUUUAAUCCUAAGAAAAAUGAAGAUUCAGUUUUUCUAAAUGAAUUCUGCUUAAUUAUAGGUACCUUAUUAAUUUUAACAGGACUUAGAGAAGUCUAUGUGGAUUCUGAUAAUGCAGGAAGAAGAACCUUUUUUGAUUGAACAAUUUUAAGAUUUUUCUUUGGAGAUUCGGGAUCAAUUGGAAUGAUUGCUUGUUCAUUAUCCAUGCUUAAUUGUUAAUGAAAUUUGAAAAUUUUAAAUUCUUGAGUAGAUUCAUUAGUUUGAUUAAGAAUUGCAUUUAAGCGAUAAUGCUUAUCUUUUUAAGGUAUGUUAU
Paramecium primaurelia is the source of this 390-nucleotide messenger RNA. Lineage: Eukaryota; Ciliophora; Oligohymenophorea; Peniculida; Parameciidae. The record is from the annotation of a GenBank genome assembly.